AUGGCCCUGUCUCGGCUGAAGAUGCCACACAAUGCCAUAUGGACUCAGUACGAGUUGAAAGAAGCCAACAAGCAAAUUGAGAGUCUUCAAUGGGAAUUGAAAGAAUCCAUGGCAAUUCGCGAAGAUUAUCGAAAGAGCUUGUCUUCGGAGAGUGAAAGAUGGAAGAACCUCGUGGACCAUGUUGGUGCAUACAGAGAGGACAGUAUGAUUAAUAGAAGGAAUCAACUUUGUGCCGAGGAGAAACUUCGACGUCAAACUGAGAUGCUCGAGGAAUGCCAAGGCAAGUUAGAUAUUUCGCUACAGAUGAACAAUGCUCUUGUUGUUAAGCAAGCAGAGCUUCAAAAUGGACGAAUCAUCUGGACGACGAUGAAGCAAGAUACACCAUGA
This is a messenger RNA of Penicillium odoratum, 387 nucleotides long. RefSeq lists its product as uncharacterized. NCBI's taxonomy places the organism in Eukaryota, Fungi, Ascomycota, Eurotiomycetes, Eurotiales, Aspergillaceae. The record is from RefSeq and is a predicted model, not a curated record. Bases 1 to 387 code for a protein of 128 amino acids. The transcript has 2 exons.